This is a messenger RNA of Pararge aegeria (speckled wood butterfly), 3717 nucleotides long. It is a transcript of the gene Lap1, whose product is annotated as protein lap1. The record is from RefSeq and is a predicted model, not a curated record. Gene Ontology annotation, molecular function: protein binding. NCBI's taxonomy places the organism in Eukaryota, Metazoa, Arthropoda, Insecta, Lepidoptera, Nymphalidae. Gene Ontology annotation, biological process: neurotransmitter receptor transport postsynaptic membrane to endosome; neurotransmitter receptor transport, endosome to postsynaptic membrane. Bases 227 to 2965 code for a protein of 912 amino acids. Gene Ontology annotation, cellular component: adherens junction; postsynaptic density; postsynaptic membrane. The transcript has a single exon.
UCAAACGUGAAUCAGACAUGAAUUUACGUGAUUCAUUCCGUAGUGUAUUUGUUAUUAUAAAAAAUUGUUACAUUUAGUGACCGUAUACGUAAUAAAUGAAAUAAAGUCAAAAAGAUAUUAGACAACGACAAUGAUGACAAGCUCAGUAACUAAAAAGGAUGCCUGAUGUGUGUGUUUCACGUAGUUGUUCAGUGUUUGUAGUUCGGACGAGUCUCAAAGCUCCAAAAUGCCAUUCGAUUUCCUGUGCUGUGUUAGACCUGGUGUGGAAGAUAUAGUGGAGCUAGAUUAUUCACAUCAUUCAUUAACGGAUGUGCCAACGGAUGUGUUCGUCUACGAGAGAACCCUUGAAACUCUCCUAUGCCAGAGUAAUCGCAUUACGGAGCUUCCGCGGCAGCUUUUCAUGUGCCAUGGCUUGAAAUAUUUAGAUCUUAGUGACAACGAGCUUCAAGCGAUUCCCUCAGCAAUAUCAUCACUGGUAAAUCUGCAGCAUUUGAACAUCAGUAGAAACACCCUAGCAUCCAUACCAGAUAACAUGAAAUCAUUAAAGAAUUUAAUGUUCUUAGAUCUUAGCGUGAAUCCAUUAGAAAAAUUACCUGAAACAAUAACAAACCUCAUUGCUCUGCAGGAUUUAUAUCUAAACGACACAUACCUUGAGUAUCUACCUGGAAAUUUUGGUCGCUUAUCUAAUUUACAUAUUCUUGAAUUAAGAGAUAAUUAUUUGAUGAUUCUACCUAAAUCUCUGUCACGUUCUACUGAGCUCCUGAGGUUAGAUAUAGGACAGAAUGAAUUUCAGCAGUUUCCUGAAGUUAUUGGAAGAUUUCAAAAGUUAAAAGAAUUGUGGAUUGACAGCAACAGUUUUACUUGUAUCCCAGCAAUAAUAAAGCCUCUAGAAAACUUAAUACAUUUAGAAGCAAGCAAUAAUAUGAUAGAAGAGCUAGCUCCAGAAAUUGGUUAUUGUACUCGCCUGGAAGACAUAACCUUGUCAAUAAAUAGUUUGACACAGCUCCCCGACAGCAUUGGUCAGCUGAGUAAUUUGACAGCCCUUAAAUUGGAUAAUAAUAAACUGUAUUCUAUACCAGACAGUAUAGGUCAAUUAAAAAAUUUAGAAGAACUAAUGUUGAUGUGUAACUACAUAGAUAAAAUACCAUCUUCAAUUGGUCUGUUGAGAAAGUUGAAAUAUUUUAAUGUUGAUGAAAAUCUAUUAAGAGUGAUUCCUCCUGAAAUUGGUAGUUGCACAAAACUAUCUGUAUUGUCACUUCGUUCUAACAAGCUGACAAAAGUUCCGCCAGAAAUUGGGCAUUUGACCUCUUUAAGAGUUCUAAACUUAGUUAGGAAUUCAUUGAGUUAUCUUCCUCAGUCUUUAUUAAAUUGUGAUAAUUUAGUUGCCCUCUGGUUGUCUGAAAAUCAAAGUAAACCUUUAGUGCCUAUGCAUUCUGAAGUAGAUCCUAAUACUUAUGAACAAGUCCUUACUUGUUUUCUUUUUCCCCAAGUGCCUUUAACUCCAAUUGAGAUUAGUUUGGAUAAUGCAAAGCCGGAAAACACAGAAGCACAAAGUGCACCUCGUCAUAUUAGUUUUGUUGAUAUGAAACCUGCCACAAAAACUAUAGAAAAGCCAGGUCAGCUACGUAGGGCCCCUACUCCAUAUCCAAAAGAACUAAGAGCUAUGGCAAAACAUGCAAGAAACAUUCAUAAAGAUGGAACACAGGACAUAUCCCCACCUAUGCAGAAUGCAGUACACAUAAAAGCUGCAAAAAUAACUCCUACUUUACAACAAAGAUUUGCAUCAGAUAACAAAGUAGAUAGUGGCAAUACUUGCAAUGAUAACUCUGAUGGAGGCCAGCCAGACUCUAUGACAACAUCGGUUUAUGAUAAUCUACCAAUAGAAAAUUCCUAUGACAAACCUUUAGAUCUAAAUUAUGAACAAGACAAAACUUACAAAAGUGUGGAUCAUGCUCUUUAUGUUGACAAUAAUACUGACACUGAAAUGUACAAAAGUGAUAACAUGGACACAUGUGGAUUAGCAGUAACACAUUAUACAGUGAAACAGAAUGAAAGAUAUUCACCAAGACAAGAUACCCGAUCCAACAACUCUGUGUCAUCAAAUAAUUACAGGGGACACUCCACAGAUAGUAAGAAUUAUCCUGUAGCCAAUGAUCACAGUUAUCAUAAUUGCACUGAGGACAGCUGCCAAGUACAGAGAUUAAGUGUCAGUUCUCAAGAAAGACAUCCAAAUGAAGAAGCUUUACUAUCACCACAAUUUAAUGAAAGUCCUUAUAGUUUAAGAUGCAGAGUAGAUAACUUACCUCCGUUUGAACCUGUUUAUCCUAGAAAAGAAAUGAUAUGCCAUGCAGAUGCAAAAUAUCAUGGUGAUUCAUAUGGCGGUGAAACCUACCCAUGUGGUACAGAAAAAAUAUAUGCUCAAAGGAAAUAUGAUGUUUUUAAUUAUCAUCCUCACGCUGCAAGAGAUAUGCCAAGUCCAAGAGUGAGCACAGUAAGCCAAAUAGUUAGUUCUACCACCAUGCCAAAUUUAUGUAAUUAUAAUAACAUGUAUGCUCCAUCUAAUAUGGACUCUCAUCAUUAUCCACCAGCGAUUCAUCAAACAUCAUCACCUAAUUGUAAUCUCUACGAUGUGUCAACAGCAAGUCCGACUUAUAUUCCAUCACAAUCACCAGAGUUAUACUCACCAACUGGUCAUACAAAUGCAACAAACCCUUAUCGCAUGACAAACACACCUCUGAUAUCAGAUGAUGGCAGCUUUACUCAUAUACCUUCUAUUCCUAGUCAAAAUAUGUAUGAUAUAUAUGAUGCUAUACCAGCCUCAUCUAACGCUCCGAGUGUGGUAAGUCAUCGACACAGUCCCAGUGGUCUCUCUGAGUCAAUGUAUAGGAGGGGACAACCUCCUCCAUAUCACAUUGCGGCUCCAUAUACAAAACAUGCUCAAUAUUUUAAUGGUACUGGAGGAUAAUGGUAAAUUUGAUAAAAGAUACAUUUUAAAAAAAAUUAUUUCUUAACUUUUUUAUAACCAUAAUUAGUCCUGUUGGCAACUGAUUAUCUGGAUGUGCAAUUUAAAUGUGAUAUCAUACUGUUGAACUUUAAGAUAAUUUUUAAGGUGCUAAAAUGGAUCAUGUUGGAAUGUUAUCCGAGGGGCUAUUGAAACAAAUUGUAGAAAAUGAGAAGCAUUAAAAAUGAUGAGAUGAAAUAGAAAAUCUUUUAGGUACUGUGAAGUACAAUUUUGUAACAACUAUGUUGUUUCAUUUAGGUAUUGUUAUAAAUAAACAAGAAAUUGUUAAUAAGUGUCCAGCAACAUUUAUUAAAUUCUUAUUGAAAAUUAUAUUUUUAAAUAUAUUAACGAAUAAAAUUCAUUGGUUGGCAGGAGGCGUUAUUUUGCCACGUAUAGAUAUGACUGGCUAACACCAAGCGUAAUUUGUUAUAAUCCACAACAACCAGAUGCCAUAGAUCUUCAGAAGAUGUUGAGAUUAUGGUGCACAUUUGCUAAUAUUGCUAUAUUGACUAAGCAAUAAUUGUGCAUUGUGAAGUAAUUUGUGUGAACAGUGAUUAUAGCAAGUUAAUUUUGGUGAUCAUUGUUUACAAAGAAAAAUUGUGUGAUGUAGUUGUUCAUAAAAUAAAAUAAAUGUUCUGGACAAUUAUUAUAUAAAUUAUAAGAGUAAAACAGAGUACAUUUAUGUAUUGAAAAUUAAAAUAUUUUUUUAUUCUCUU